Messenger RNA from Juglans microcarpa x Juglans regia, 1006 nucleotides. RefSeq names its product salicylic acid-binding protein 2-like. Lineage: Eukaryota; Viridiplantae; Streptophyta; Magnoliopsida; Fagales; Juglandaceae. The coding region runs from base 88 to 882 and encodes 264 amino acids. The transcript is spliced from 3 exons. The record is from RefSeq and is a predicted model, not a curated record. Gene Ontology annotation, molecular function: methyl salicylate esterase activity; methyl jasmonate esterase activity; methyl indole-3-acetate esterase activity. Gene Ontology annotation, biological process: salicylic acid metabolic process; jasmonic acid metabolic process.
AACAUAUUAUGGAGCAAAUCAGAAAGACAAAUCAAGUCCCUUAAUGUCUUCUUUUACUUCCUCUCAUCCACUGCGAUUGGUGCCGCUAUGGAGCCACCACGGCCUAGCAUCAGCAAGCACUUUGUGCUGGUUCAUGGAUCAUGCCUUGGAGCCUGGUCCUGGUACAAGCUCCUGCCUCUGCUCAAAUCUUCCGGCCACAACGUCACUGCACUAGACUUAGCCGCUUCUGGUGUCAACCCAGUGCAGCUGAGCGAUCUCCGAUCCAUUUCUGACUUCUUUAGACCCUUGAGGAACUUCAUGGAAACUCUUCCUCCUCAUGAAAGAGUCAUCCUUGUCGGUCAUAGCCUUGGUGGGUUAGCAAUUUCUCAAGCCAUGGAGUCUUUUCCGAGUAGGAUUUCUGUUGCUGUUUUUCUCACUGCCUUAAUGCCAGGCCCAACACUCAACAUUUCCACACUCAAUCAAGAGUCGUUUAGCAGACAAGAUACUCUAUUGGACAGUCGUUUUUCAUAUGACAAAGGCCAAGACAAGCCUCCAACAAGUUUCAUUUUCGGUCCCUUGUACUUAGCAUCCAAUGUGUUCCAGCUCAGCCCAACUGAGGAUUUGGCACUGGCAACAAUGCUGUUGAGACCAUUACCUCUGUUUAGUGAUGAAGACCUUUCUAUGGAGCUGAUGCUUUCCACUGGAAAAUACGGCUCGGUAAAUCGGGUUUACAUCAUGUCCGAAAAAGAUAAGGUUGGGAAGAGGGACUUUCAAUGGUGGAUGAUCGAGAGAAAUCCACCCAACUGUGUGGUGGAGAUAACAGGAUCUGAUCACAUGGUCAUGAUGUCCAAGCCUAAACAGCUUUGGGCUCGUCUCCAAGAAAUUGCUGAAAAAUAUUCCUAAAUCGCUUUUUGAUGUAUGGGACUGUUUACUGUUAACAUAUUACCGUCAAAAGAUGUAUAGUUAUCGUGUAUUAUUUGAAACUUUUUCCUCUAAAUCUAUUAAUUGUCUGAUAAUUCUCUAAUCA